This is a messenger RNA of Aspergillus puulaauensis, 759 nucleotides long. RefSeq lists its product as uncharacterized. The coding region runs from base 1 to 759 and encodes 252 amino acids. The transcript has a single exon. The record is from RefSeq and is a predicted model, not a curated record. NCBI's taxonomy places the organism in Eukaryota, Fungi, Ascomycota, Eurotiomycetes, Eurotiales, Aspergillaceae.
AUGGAAUCUCUUGCAUCUCGCCCAAGCCGCAGCAUGGCAAUCGACUCCCUGCUUAACCCCCCAGCAGCGGAGCCCGAGAAACCGGCCUCAAAACUACACUAUGGGCCCGGCCCCUUGACCCCCCAAUACUCGCCUCUCUACCCACCAAGUCCAAACCAAUACUACUACAGCUUCUCUGAAAGCCAACAGCUUCACCAAAACCAACAUCUCCACCAUCACCACCACCACCACCAUCACCACAGCCCCUAUAGCCAACAUACUCCGUCAUCCCAGGACCACCCCUCAUUCAUGUCCUACCGCCCACGCUCAACAGACUCCUCACCAGAAGCGUACCCACGAGACCGCUACGACUCCGUCUCAAGCAGCUCCAGCACCAACAAUGGUGUUUCAGGGGACCGCCGCCGGCCCCCGCGGCCAAAGUACGAGGAAGAAGAAAUGUACUUCAUUUGGUACCACCGUGUCGACCUCUGCCAGGAGUGGAAGGAAGUCCGCGAGAGCUUCAACUGCCAGUUUCCGAGCCGCCAGCGCCGCGGGUUCCAGGGCAUCCAGUGCAAAUUCUACCGCUUCAUCAAGGAGAAGAAGUGCCCGACGCUCCGGGAGCAGCGGCGCAUGCGCGAUGGCGAGUUCCUGCGCCAGGAGUCCAGCCCGAGCUUUAAUGGUGGUGCGCCGCAGUUUGGCGUUGUCGAAUGGAUGGGCGUUUGGUAUCCGUGGAUGAGGGAGGAUCGGGAAGAGGUUAUGAGGAGGCGGUUGUCGAGGUGA